AUGGAUCCGAUAAUCAAUUCUGCCACCGUCCUAUCCAAAAACCAAAGAAUCUUUCUAGGAUUGAUUGUGCUCAUUUUGGUGGACGUUAUUUGGGUAUCUUCGUUUGAAUUAACUAAGUACAUUUACAAGAAAGAAACAUUCGAAAAGCCCUUUUUUUGUACCUACAUCAAAACCUCAAUGUUCACCUUCUACUUGCUGGGUUUCCUAUUGUGGCCGCCGUGGAAAGAAAAAUUUUUCAACAAAACAUAUGCUCACUUGUCGGACCAAGAACAAGAAGAUUACUAUUACGACAACUCGGACGAGUCGAGCGCAAUUGUAAUUAAUUCAAGUCUGAGCAAUCCAACUUAUAUACCAGUUAAAGCAACAUCGGACAAUAAUAAAAGCUCUGGAACGGAAAGUGACGAUUCCACAAUGAGAUCUGUUAGAUUCAAUAAAGUAGCUGAAGUGAGGCAUUUAUCUGAAGUUGAUGCAGCCGAUGCUUUAUUAGCCAGAUUGUCUUAUCAAGCUUCUUUACGUGUUAAUGAUGUAACUAAACGAGCCACUGCAAAAUUGCCAGUGCAACAAGUUUCAAAAAUUGCUUUUGUGUUUUGUUUAUUGUGGUUUUUAGCUAAUUACACGUAUGAAGUGGCUCUGUUGAGAACUGACUCAAAAAUGAUGAAUAUUUUGUUGUCAAGUUCCAGUAUUUUUGUUUUAAUUUUAGCAGGGAUUUAUUCUUCUGGUAAUGCUGAUAAGUUUACCAUUUCAAAGCUGAUUGCUGUUUUAUUGAGUUUUAUAGGAAUUGUUUUAGUGAAUAUGUCUGAUAUAAAACUGGAAACUAACAUUCCUCUGGGAACAGUAUUAACAUUAUCAAGCGCGCUAUGUUACGCCAUUUACUUAGUUUUCCUUAAACGCUCAUUGCAAAAUGAAGAAAAAAUCGACAUUCCAAUGUUCUUUGGUUUUGUGGGUUUAUUCAACACUCUCCUCUUGUGGCCAGUAUUCCUGUUUCUCCACGCUACAAAGAUUGAAACAUUCGAAUGGCCUACAAAAGAACAAAUGACCCUUAUAUUGGUCAACGGUCUCAUGGGUACUGUGAUAUCCGAGGCCUUAUGGCUGUGGGGCUGUUUCCUGACAUCUUCCCUUAUGGCUACAGUAUCCAUAAGUAUGACAAUACCCAUGACAAUGAUAGCAGAUGUUAUAGUGAAACACCAAAGAUACCCGCCAGCGUUUUAUUUUGGCACCUUGAUCAUGGUCUUAGCUUUUUUAAUGGUUACAGUGUACUCGCACUUUGAAAAUUGGGAUCCGGUUUUGAGUGUACUGCGUUAUGCUUAUGUUAAAUGUUGCUAUAAGACUAUGACGAUACAUUCUAGAUUUAGCGAUCCAGCUUCGGAGCAAAGGGAAUGUUUAAUGGGAGCAAAUUCUGACGCCGAGUAG
Ceutorhynchus assimilis (cabbage seed weevil) is the source of this 1410-nucleotide messenger RNA. The record is from the annotation of a GenBank genome assembly. NCBI's taxonomy places the organism in Eukaryota, Metazoa, Arthropoda, Insecta, Coleoptera, Curculionidae.